CAUUUCAACACAAGUGAAGUUUGUGGGAACAUAACUGGCCGUCUAUCGGCACACUAAUCAGAGCAGUAGCCAGCUACUGUGUCACCAUUUCGGCUUCAUUUUGGACUUUUAGACACGCAGGCUCGACUAUGGAGGUAGUCCGGGUAAUUUUGAGCGUCCUGUCCGUGUUUGUUGCUCUGGUCCCGGAGAGGUUUGUGGUGCUGUCUGCCUUCUCUCAGUCGUUAGACAGCGACUUCACGUUCACUCUCCCACCGGGUCGCAAGGAGUGUUUUUUCCAGACCAUGAAGAAAGAUGCCUCACUGGAGAUUGAAUAUCAGGUAUUAGAUGGUGCAGGUCUCGAUGUAGAUUUCUUCAUAUCCUCUCCGUCUGGCCAAGUUCUGUUCAGCGACUACCACAAGUCAGAUGGAGUGCACACGGUGGAGACCGAGGACGGAGACUACAUGUUCUGCUUCGACAACUCAUUCAGCUCCGUCUCCGAGAAGCUCAUCUUCUUCGAGUUGAUCCUGGACAACAUGGAUACAGAUGAGGACCCGGACGACUGGAAGGAGUAUGUCCAUGGAACAGACAUGCUGGACAUGAAGCUAGAAGACAUUAUGGACACCAUGAACAACGUGAAGGCUCGGCUGGGCAAAAGCGUGCACAUCCAGACGUUGCUGCGGGCGUUUGAGGCUCGCGACAGAAACGUCCAGGAGAGCAACUUCGACAGGGUGAACUUCUGGUCUGUCGUAAAUCUCAUUGUUAUGAUAAUAGUAUCGACGGUUCAGGUCUACCUGGUCCGCUCGCUGUUUGAAGAUAAAAGAAUUCGUACAUAACACCACCCCAAACGGAGGGACGGGGGAGAGAAACUAACGCACUUGCCCUCAGAUACUUUUGGGAUUUUUUUCAGCACAUCUCCUGGUUUGUGACUUUUAAAACAAAGAUGUCAUCUAUACACAUAUGCACGCACAGGUACACAAACAGACAUUUUCUCAAUGACGGCGUCACCUCUGCUGUUGCUCAGUGCACUGGAGUGAAAGGGACAGCGGGGGUCCCUGGUUUGGAACAAGAACUUACAACUAUCUCCUCCUCUACUUUGCAAAAUCAGUGUCUUUGCUGCAGAAAAAAAGUCAAAAGUCUCUGUCUCUCCUUGAACCUUGUUUGUUGUUUUAUAGUCCUCCUUGUGGCUGUAGCUCUUCCCAAAAAGUGACAUAACAAGCACGUUUACGAUGAGACUGUUUUUCUAACGGAGCCUAAAGUUGAAAGGCCAAUUGCAAAAAAUGUCCUGUUUUCUUUGGACACGUUUUUAUUUGAGAUAAACUAGAUGAAGAAAUUG
Plectropomus leopardus (leopard coralgrouper) is the source of this 1312-nucleotide messenger RNA. It is a transcript of the gene tmed5, whose product is annotated as transmembrane p24 trafficking protein 5. The record is from RefSeq and is a predicted model, not a curated record. NCBI's taxonomy places the organism in Eukaryota, Metazoa, Chordata, Actinopteri, Perciformes, Serranidae.